AUGGAAAAUCAAUCCGAGAUGCAUCCAAAUGUUAAAAAUCUCAUUGCUGACCGGGAACGGGAAUGGCUCGAUCAUUUGCUCGAUGUUCCCAAGAAAAGUGAGCUGAAAAGCCAUGAGCCAAAAAGCGAUCUCGGCGAUCAACGGAAUUUGAUGGGAAAAGAUCAGAUUGCAGACAAAAUCGACAAUCAAAAUAUCGAUCCAUUCGAU
Mesorhabditis belari is the source of this 207-nucleotide messenger RNA. The record is from the annotation of a GenBank genome assembly. Lineage: Eukaryota; Metazoa; Nematoda; Chromadorea; Rhabditida; Rhabditidae.